This is a messenger RNA of Triticum urartu, 894 nucleotides long. RefSeq lists its product as uncharacterized. Lineage: Eukaryota; Viridiplantae; Streptophyta; Magnoliopsida; Poales; Poaceae. Gene Ontology annotation, cellular component: TRAPP complex. The record is from RefSeq and is a predicted model, not a curated record. Gene Ontology annotation, biological process: Golgi vesicle transport.
CAAACUGGCCUAUAACCCAACUACUCGAGACCGGCGACUCUGCAAGUGGUUCUCUCCUCUGUCUGAUCCCUCUCGCCCGCCACCGGCCCCGAUCUCGGCGAUGCCGCCUCUCACGACCCCCAAGUCCGGCGACGCCCUCUUCGCCAGCGUCGAGCGCGUAAACGCCGAGCUCUUCACGCUCACGUACGGCGCCAUCGUGCGGCAGCUGCUCACGGAUCUCGAAGAGGUCGAGGAGGUCAACAAGCAGCUCGAUCAGAUGGGUUACAAUAUUGGAACUCGGUUGGUCGAUGAAUUCUUAGCCAAGUCAAAUGUAUCAAACUGUGCUGACUUCAAGGAGACUGCUGAUACUAUAGCAAAGCUUGGGUUCAAAAUGUUCCUGGGUGUGACUGCGACUGUAACCAAUUGGGAUGCUGAGGGUACAACUUGCAGCUUUGUAUUGGAGGACAACCCACUUGUAGAUUUUGUUGAACUUCCUGAUACUUGCCAAGGCCUUCAGUAUUGCAAUGUAUUGAGUGGAGUUAUCAGGGGAGCACUGGAAAUGGUUUCCAUGAAGACGGAGGUUACAUGGGUCCGCGACAUGCUUCGUGGGGACGACGCCUACGAGAUGCGGGUGAAGCUCACCAAGCAAGUCCCAGAGGAAUACCCCUACAAGGAUGAUGAUUAGUUUCAUCUCAAAGGGUAGCUCUUCCGCACGGUGGCGCUUGUUUGCUUGUCUGGAUAUCCGUUUUGCUUUCCCUGUGGGUGUAAUUCUGGUACAGCCGUCAUGUUUUACAUGAGGCACCUGUGCAUUGUAUUUUGCAGCUGCAAUGUGUACCGCAGAUGUAUUGUAGAGAUCUUAUAUGGCUUUCCUACUUUGGAACAGUGCCUGGAAAUGAAGUGCUUUUACUCUGAUUA